This is a messenger RNA of Musca domestica (house fly), 750 nucleotides long. RefSeq names its product putative gustatory receptor 28b. Gene Ontology annotation, biological process: sensory perception of taste. The record is from RefSeq and is a predicted model, not a curated record. The transcript has a single exon. Lineage: Eukaryota; Metazoa; Arthropoda; Insecta; Diptera; Muscidae. Gene Ontology annotation, cellular component: membrane. The coding region runs from base 1 to 750 and encodes 249 amino acids.
AUGAAUUCUGCAUCGCGUUUGGAACGUUUGCGUCAGUGUUUUAUUUCACAUCAAGUUUUUGAGGCACUGCAACCGUUGUUCCUCAUCACAUUCCUCUACGGCCUGACACCGUUUCGGGUGGCUAAAAAUAACAAAGGUGUUACGACGGUACAAAUGUCCUUUUUCGGUUUCAUCAAUAUCGCGCUCUACAUCCUCCUCUAUGGGGCGUGUUAUAUUGUCUCGUUGCUGCAGGAUGAAACGGUCGUGGGAUAUUUCUUUCGUACCAAAAUCUCAAAUGUGGGAAAUACUUUGCAGAUUUGUAAUGGCCUGAUAACCGGGGCGGUUAUUUACAUCUCGGCUGUGACCCAGAGACGGAAGUUAUUGCGCGUCUGUGAAAUUCUCUAUAACUUGGAUGAGAACUUUGCCAACAUUGGCAUUAAAGUGAAAUAUUCGCGUAUCUAUCGUUUUUCGAUUGUGAUGAUAAUUUUCAAAAUUCUGGUGAUUGGUUGUUAUUUUGCGGGGGUCCUGCAUCUGCUGAAAUCGCUGGGCAUAACUCCGUCCUUUAGUGUUUGUGUGACGUUUUUCCUGCAACAUUCGGUGCUGUCGAUUGCGAUUUGUUUGUUCUGCUUUGUGGCGAGGAGUUUUGAACGGCGUCUCGUGAUUGUUAAUAAGGUAGGUAUGGAUACUGAAGUGGACAAUUAUUACGGAACACAAAAUUUUGAAAAUAAAAAUUUGAACCAUAUUAAAUUGGUUAAAAAUGUAUUGUUGUAG